This is a messenger RNA of Letharia columbiana, 504 nucleotides long. RefSeq lists its product as uncharacterized. The record is from RefSeq and is a predicted model, not a curated record. Gene Ontology annotation, cellular component: mitochondrion. Gene Ontology annotation, biological process: translational termination. NCBI's taxonomy places the organism in Eukaryota, Fungi, Ascomycota, Lecanoromycetes, Lecanorales, Parmeliaceae. Gene Ontology annotation, molecular function: translation release factor activity. The transcript has 2 exons. Bases 1 to 504 code for a protein of 167 amino acids.
AUGCUCCUCUUCAAACCCUCCAGAUCGACCUUGGUAUCAAUCAAGGCACCAUUCCGUCUUGUGACAAGACACUUUAGCUUGCAGAAUGUUGCGGCCGCAGCGCAGAUGCCCCCUCGGCUCGUCCUCAAGGAGGAAGACAUUGAGGAAGCUUUCCUAAAAGGCAGCGGGCCUGGAGGCCAGAAAAUUAACAAGACUGCGUCCGCCGUCCAACUAAAGCACGUCCCCACUGGCAUGACCAUAAAAUCACAAGCCACUAGAUCACGGUCACAGAACCGAAAGAUUGCCAGGCGUUUACUCGCAGACAAGAUUGAGGCUGCAGAGAAGGGCCCUGAAAGCAGGACGGCGUUGAAGGCGAAUAUCAAGCGAAAGAAGAAGGCUAGCGCGAGAAAGAAGUCGAAGCGAAAAUACAAGACUUCGCAGGAGGGGAGAGAGGAUGAGGAAGAGGAAGUUGAAGAUGACAGCGAUGAACCUGUAGAGGAAAAGGUAAAGGAGGAACGUGUGUGA